Messenger RNA from Lodderomyces elongisporus, 2013 nucleotides. RefSeq names its product gamma-glutamyltransferase (gene CIS2). NCBI's taxonomy places the organism in Eukaryota, Fungi, Ascomycota, Pichiomycetes, Serinales, Debaryomycetaceae. The transcript has a single exon. The record is from RefSeq and is a predicted model, not a curated record. Gene Ontology annotation, biological process: glutathione catabolic process. Gene Ontology annotation, molecular function: glutathione gamma-glutamate hydrolase. Gene Ontology annotation, cellular component: fungal-type vacuole; plasma membrane. The coding region runs from base 1 to 2013 and encodes 670 amino acids.
AUGGAUGAGAAACCACUUAUUAAGAACACGAGUCAUACAAGGAUAGUAGUGCAGAGAUUGUUAUUGAUUCUACCAUUUGUACUCUGUGCAUUGACAUUUUUGAGAUACUCGAAGCAAACAGCAACAACAACAAGAGGAUGGCGUUACUUGAACCCACUUUACCAAUUUACAACUAUCGAGCGAGCUGAUCCAUAUAUUGCAAUUCAGGGCAAUGAUCCACUUCACGAUAAUCUUGGUCAGCCUACAUUGUACCCAUCUAAAGAGCAUUUGCAUGUUGGAUCAAAGGCAAUGGUUGCUAGUGAUGUACCACUCUGCUCUACAAUGGGAAAAGAUAUUUUGCUUCGAGGUGGCAAUGCUGCUGAUGCUGCAGUCACUGUAGCAUUGUGCAUUGGAUCUAUUAAUUCUCAUAGUUCGGGUAUAGGCGGUGGUGGCUUUAUCCUUAGUCGAAACCAUUUACGCACUAGAAAAGGAAAAGGAAAAGGAACUGAAAAAGGUCACGAGCGAGAGCUAGAGCUAGAAGAAGAAGAGGAAGUUUUGAGUAUCGAUGCCAGAGAAAUGGCACCUGAAAAAGCUUACAAGGAGAUGUACCAUGGCUCUUUUGUUUUGAGCAAGAUUGGUGGGUUGAGUGUUGCUAUUCCUGGAGAAUUGAAAGGACUUGAAGAAUUGUUCAAGCGUCACGGAAGUGGGAACUUGACUUGGAGUGAGUUGAUCCAGCCUGUUGUUGAACUCAAUCGCAAAGGGUGGAAAUGUUCCAAAGUGUUUGAAAAAGUUGUUAGUAUUGAAUACGACUUGGUUUUGUCAAAGGUUCCCAGCUUGAGAAAGACUUGGGAUUUUAUUUUCAAUAGCCAUGAUGAUGGUGAUGAUCAUGAUCGAUUGGUUAAGGAGGGAGAUUGGAUUACUAGACCCAAUUACGCUAAUACCUUGGAGUUGAUUGCUCAAAAUGGGAGUAGUGCAAUCUUUUAUGAUCCAGAGGGGCCAAUUGUGACAUCGCUUGUUGAGACAAUUGACAAGUGGGGCGGUAUUGUUACCAAAGAGGACUUUGCAAACUACAAGGUGAAUGUAGAAUCUCCCAUACAGUCCAAGUUGAAUGAGUAUUCUGUCUACACUAGUAAUGGAGUUUCUUCUGGUUUGGCAUUGGUUGCAGGUUUAAAUUUCUUCCACAAUGUGUCUACGGUUACUAAUAAUAAUAAUAAUGAUGAUGAUGAUGAUGACAAAGUGUUGUUCAAUCACAAGUUGAUUGAAAGUUAUAAAUGGUCAAGUUCGGUAAGAACACGAUUGGGCGAUUAUCAAGAGCGCUCAAAAGUCAUUGCCAAAUAUUCGCAGCACGAUUGGAUAAGUGAAUUGCAUGCUAAUCAAGGUUAUUCGGAUUCCACAACUUUUCCUUGGAGGCACUAUGAUCCCAAGUAUGAGCUUGUUGAGCCUCAAGGCACGUCGCAUUUCUCCAUUGUUGAUGAAAAUGAUAAUGCUGUUGGUAUGACUACUACAGUUAACUUGUUGUUUGGCUCAAUGGUGUAUGAUCCCAAUACAGGUAUUAUAUUAAACGACGAGAUGGAUGAUUUUUCACAGCCAAAUGCUAGCAAUGCGUUUAACCUUACUCCUUCAGUUUACAAUUUUGUCCAGCCUGGGAAACGGCCAUUAUCGUCGACUGCGCCUACAAUCAUCACCCAUAAUAAUACAACUGAUUUGGUUAUUGGUGCUGCUGGUGGUAGUAGAAUCACCAAUACUGUUUUGCAAGCGAUAAUCAGGCUUUAUUUUGCAAACUUUACUUUGCUCGAUGCCAUUGCUUAUCCCAGAUUGCAUCAUCAAUUGAUUCCCGAACACGUCAUGUGUGAAAACUUGACGAUUUUCAACAAUGAGUUUCCUGGUAUUUUUGAAAAGUUACUGGUUAAGAAGCAUACGUUUAUGGAGACUGGCUCGUUAACAGCAAUGAAUGGUAUAAAGAGAAUGAAAGAUGGCGUGUUACAUGGUGUUAGUGAUUUUUGGAGGAAAAGAGGUGAAGCUGAUGGAUAUUGA